Messenger RNA from Dothidotthia symphoricarpi CBS 119687, 1050 nucleotides. RefSeq names its product 2-nitropropane dioxygenase. The coding region runs from base 1 to 1050 and encodes 349 amino acids. NCBI's taxonomy places the organism in Eukaryota, Fungi, Ascomycota, Dothideomycetes, Pleosporales, Dothidotthiaceae. The transcript has 3 exons. The record is from RefSeq and is a predicted model, not a curated record. Gene Ontology annotation, molecular function: nitronate monooxygenase activity.
AUGUCGACCCCAUCCCUUCAAACGCCGCUCUCGAAGCUACUCGGAAUCCAAUACCCAAUAAUCCUCGCUGGCAUGGCACGCACGUCUGGUGGACCCCUCGCCGCAGCUGUGUCGAACGCAGGGGGUCUUGGUGUCAUUGGAGGACUGGGAUACACCCCACAACAGCUGCAGUCCAUCAUCGACGAAUUGAAAGAGAACCUGUCGGACAAGUCGCUUCCGUUUGGUGUCGAUCUGGCGCUCCCGCAGGUCGGAGGCAGCGCCCGCAAGACGAACCACGACUACACGCAUGGGCACCUGGACGAGCUUAUUGAGGUCACGAUUAAGAACGGCGCGAAGCUUUUUGUCAGUGCUGUCGGUGUGCCGCCUGCGCGAACAAUCAAGAGGCUGCAUGAAGCAGGAAUCCUAAUAAUGAACAUGGUGGGACAUCCCAAGCACGCAGUCAAGGCACUAGACGCUGGCGUUGAUAUCGUAUGCGCCCAAGGCGGAGAAGGCGGAGGUCACACAGGCGACAUUUCAAACAGCAUCCUGAUUCCAUCUGUCGUCGACGUUGCCCGAAAAUACAAGAGCCCACUCACCGGCGAGCCCGCCAUGGUGGUCGCGGCAGGAGGUAUCUACAACGGGUGCAGCUUAGCGAGCAGUUUGAUGCAGGGUGCGCAGGGCGUAUGGGUCGGAACACGUUUUGUUGCGUCGACAGAAGCUGGGUGUUCGCAGAUGCACAAGGAGAACGUCGUGACUGCAGACUUCACCGAUACUGGGCGGACACUUGUUAUUAGCGGCCGACCGCUUCGUGUCCGGUACAACGACUACAUCAAAGACUGGCAUUCGAGGGAGGAUGAGAUCAAGAAGCUGACUGACGCGGGGAUUGUGCCGAUGGCAAAGGACAUGGAUGAUGGGAAGGACGUCGAUAUUCCCUUUCUGAUGGGCCAGGUGGCAGGCGUAAUUCAGGAGAUUAAGCCGGCAAAAGAAAUCGUGGAUGAUAUGGUCAGGGAGGCGGUGGACAUGCUGAGGCUGGGGCAGUCGUAUAUCGGCGGGCCGAGUGCGAAGUUGUAG